Molecule: messenger RNA, 1245 nt
Organism: Triticum aestivum (bread wheat)
Lineage: Eukaryota; Viridiplantae; Streptophyta; Magnoliopsida; Poales; Poaceae
Exons: 2
Coding region: 14-1204 (396 amino acids)
Molecular function (GO): protein binding
Source: RefSeq, a predicted model, not a curated record
UGCGCAGAUAACGAUGGAUAGGACGACGUCGGCGGAGGAUCUGACGCAGCAACUACUCGACGACCUGCUCGCCAAUGUCUUCCGCUGCCUCCGGACGACGUCGCCCAGCCUCGCCGCGUCCCGGUGCGUCUGCAAGGCGUGGCGUGCCAUCAUCGACGGCCGCCGGCUGCUCGCGGACCUCCCUUCGUACUCGCUGACCGGUAUAUUCGUCCACCUGAACGGCGAGCCGCUCCCCAGAUACUUCUCGGCCGCCUCAUCAUCCGUGAGCAUCGCCCCUUUGGACUACUUGGAUGCCCACGACGCCAUUAAACAUUUAGCGAUCACGCAGCACUGCAACGGCCUCCUCCUGCUCAAGGACGACGCAGCUAAAGAGAUCUGGGUGCUUAAUCCCGCCACACGACAGUGGACGCAUCUGCCUACCCCUCCGGUUAUGUGUACACCGGGCAUGGAGGAUGUUGAUCAUGUAGAUCGUUACAUGGACUUCCAUGACCAAUACUUGGUGUUUGAUCCUACGGUGUCACCGCACUUUGAGGUCUUCUUAGUCAAGUAUGUUCCCUUCAUUCCCUUGUCAAGCAUUAACAAAUUGGUUGGCCCUCACAUACUAGAGAGAGAAUGGCCACCGUCGAAUUUUGUUUUGCUUGCCUUCUCAUCGAGAACAAAGCGGUGGGACGAGAGAUCUUUUGUUCGUGAAGGGGAGGCCGCGGGGACCAUUAGAAGCAUGUUACACGUUCUCCCGUCCGAUGACUGGUAUGCCGCAUACUGGCAAGGAGCACUUUACUUCCACCAACGUGGUGUGAUCAUGAGAGUAAACUUGUCAAAUGAUAAAUAUCAAGUAAUUAAGCUGCCGAAAGGUUCUCGAAAAAAUCUUGCCGGCCGUUAUUUAGGAAAAUCUAAGAAUGGUAUAUAUUGUGCAUUACUUGAUGACCCCAGAAUUCGGAUUUGGUACCUCGUUGAAACAGGUGAUCACGUGAAGUGGAUCUUAAAGUGCAGCAUCAAUGAUGUUUAUGGCAAAAGAACUCUACUUGGGUUUCAUCCAAACAAAGAGACCAUCUUCGUCUUCUGCACACUCUCCAAAAGAGUAAUGGCCUAUCAUUUCAAUAGCUCCGAUGUCCAAGACUUGGGCUUGUUACAUGUGGACCGCAUAUGGCUGUCUUUCCCAUACACAUCGUAUUUGAUGGGAGAGCAUUCAAGCAACAAGCAGUAGCUUAGUUAAAGUACAAUGGAUUAGCUGAACGUUUUACUUGU